Molecule: messenger RNA, 2422 nt
Organism: Dicrocoelium dendriticum
Lineage: Eukaryota; Metazoa; Platyhelminthes; Trematoda; Plagiorchiida; Dicrocoeliidae
Source: the annotation of a GenBank genome assembly
CAGGGUCUCCACUUGCUGAACACAAACUCAAUAAGCAUGUGUUUACGCUAGUAAUGGGCUUCAAAACCAUUUAGCCGUACAUCCAUUUCCAUCAACUUUUACAGGAAUAUUACAUCGGAUCAAAGCCUUCACAGGGGUGACGGAGAUGACACCAUCCGUUGUCCUAGCCGUGUCGUUUAUUUUGUGCAGCAUCGUCGGCAUUGCUAGUAUCCAACGCGAUCCUGCUCCACGGCGCAUCGAAGAACGCACACUCAAUUUCAGUGUGGAAGAGAACUCCGUGAUCGGGACUGAGAUCGGAACCGUUGCCCUGACACAACCUACUGAAUACACGACGCCAUCUCUACGAUACAAGCUUGGUACACCAUCCAAACUGUUCGCAGUGGACGAAGUCAACGGAAGAUUGGUCACUGUGGCUCUACUUGACGCGGAGUUGCUCUGUGCAAGCGCCAGAGAGCAGGAGGUCAUGAGUAUCGCAACAUUGAACACAGCAACUGGUGUCAAGCCACAAGGCCAACAGCAUUCCGCCUCCACCGACAGUUUUACGGACAAGGUGACAUGCUCUCAAAACGGCAUUGUCUACGUCCAUUUAGAUGUAAAUGCAUUACUGCAGGAUAGUAGUUUACGCGCCACUCAUCGAGUGGCGGUACAAGUGCAUGAUCUGAACGACAACUGGCCGAAAUUCGAUCAAAUCCGGUGGCACAAACGCCUCAACGAGGUGUUGUACCGCAAAGGUCGCCGACUCGACCUACCCAAAGCGACAGAUGCCGAUUUGCUGGAGGAACACAACCGCGUGCAUUACCGCCUGGAGUUGGCCACGGAGAACACGGGUUCUCCUUCUAUCAAUCCCACCGCUCCAUUUCGCCUUGAGAUCAGCCCGUCGGGAACUCCCGGACUUGUGCUCACUGAAGAUUUGGACGCAGAGACCAAACCUAGACAUCACUUCGUACUGGUCGCCUACAGUCCGAGUCUCGCCUGGGUCCCUCAGGCAAGUGAGUUGCCCAAGCAGAUGGAAGCGCGCCUGCAUAUUGAUAUCGAAGUGGCCGACAUGAAUGACAACGAACCGCGGUUUGAUUCCACCUCCUACAACACCAGUGUGGCAGAAGACACUCCACCGGGCACGGUGAUCUACGAGAUGAUCGCACGCGACCCGGACAGCACUGCGCGGCUGGUGUACUCCAUGGGCUCCACCACGGAGGCCACAGUGAUGCAGUCCACGUUCAGCAUUGAGUCAAACGGAGCUGUACGAUUGCGCAGCUUCCUUGACUAUGAACUGCGCCACACGUACAUCGUUCCCGUCAAGGUCAGCGAUGGCGAAUUCACAACCCAAGCCCAGUUGUUUGUGCACGUGUUGGAUGUUAACGACGAGGCACCUGAGUUUGAAGUCAACCCGAAGCAACUGAUUGUGGAAGAGAAUGCUUCGGCCGGCAAGCUUAUUGGCCGAGUUCGCAUUCGAGACUCGGAUAGCAAUGCGGUUAACGGCAAAGUACAUUGCUGGGAGCCAGUCGAACUGCGUCGCCGACAGGUGGUUGCAUUUGUACCAGACCCUAGUACCGCUCCAUUCUCACCGUUGUACGACCUCACAACACGCAUGGUUUUGGACAGAGAGGCAAUUCCGGAGCCUAAUGAAGGGCGGCUACUCGUCUACCUUGUCUGCGCUGAUGGCAACGAGCCAAUAGACGGGAGUCUGCUGGCGACCACGAGACAUACGGCCACCAUGACAGUCACAUUGACGGUGAAGGACGACAAUGAUCACUCCCCGGUAUUCUUACAGAUGGUGUAUCAUGCGACGAUUUACGAAAACAAUCAGCUGGACGAAAAAAUUAUCCAAGUCAACGCCACCGACGCGGAUGAGGGAGAAAACGCCCGAAUCACCUAUUCCCUUCUGGACAUGGCAAACUUCAAAGCGGACCCCAUAACCGGUUGGAUCAUGGCGAACGUGAUUUUUGACCGUGAGAUGCGUAACUCCUACCAGGUCACAGUGUUCGCAAAGGAUCAAGGGUCUCCCAUCCGGUCCACCUCGGUCCUCUUGCAUGUGACUGUGUUGGAUAGAAAUGAUCACCAACCACAACUGUUACCACACGAAGAGGAGUCCAGCGUUUAUGAUCUCAGUAAGCUUCAGACCGGAAGAGUAGGGAACGUGAAUUUGUUUGCUGUUCUUGAGAACCUACCAAUGAACACGCACAUUGGAGAUGUUUUGGCCAAGGAUGAGGAUGUUGGGUCCAAUGCAGAGAUGGAAUUCAUGCAAAUAGACGACAAACACUACUCAGCAAGAUUCCGCAUCCUACGCAAUGGAUCUGUGCUUACAGCAGCGGAGCUGGACAGAGAGGAGAAGGUGAGACAGGUUGCGGAAACUGAUGGUCUGCAUAAACAUUCGGAAAAUGAAGUGCUACGCACUGACAAGCUCCACAUAGUCCUUAGUUAG